Molecule: messenger RNA, 1133 nt
Organism: Colletotrichum navitas
Lineage: Eukaryota; Fungi; Ascomycota; Sordariomycetes; Glomerellales; Glomerellaceae
Product: ankyrin repeat-containing domain protein
Exons: 3
Coding region: 1-1068 (355 amino acids)
Molecular function (GO): protein binding
Source: RefSeq, a predicted model, not a curated record
AUGGACACCAGCAAAAGGACCCAUAGCAAUGCACAGAGUUCCGAUGACCAAGAUAACAUCUCGACGAAGCGAACGAGACUGGACGGCAGUGAUCUUAACCAAGCCCCCAGUCGCAGGCCGUUGAAGCGAAAGGAGUACUACUUCGCUAUGGUGUCUGGCCGCUGCCCUGAGGGCCUUGAACGCCAGCGCGCUGAGCGUAUCUCGGAGGACGCCAUGGACAGAAUUUGUCUUCGACUCGUCAGAAGGGUCGCCGAGCUAGAGUUUUUGCCUAUCUUUCAAAACGACCCCGAGCCGCUUCCGAAGGCAAAACAAGAAAAAAGCGGCUUCUACUCUACGACUCAAGAAGAAUACCCAUUCGUGGAAUACACAAUCAGUCACUUGUUUCAUCAUGCUGACUGUGCUGCGGGAAGCAUGCCGCAGGUCUACUUCAUGAAAGACUUGAGUACUGACAGGGCCGGUUGGAUUGUGGUUGAAAACUUGCUUCAGAAGUACGGGACACGUCGACUCCAUGAGACUAUUAGUCUGUUCUGCAUUCUCGCGAUUCACAGCUCGGCAGGCCUGAUUCAGCAAUACUUCCCCCACAACCUCCAAGAAACAGGGGCGGAGCAUUACUGUACACCGCUUCAUACCGCCAUCUCUAAAGAUUCAGAAGAAGAAGCUGAAGCAAAAUUGUCCUGUCGUGGCAAACAUCUGCACGAAAUCUUACCUAAGGUGGCGAACGAGGAGGUCAAUGUUGAUCAUCCUGGUAGCAAGGGUCGCACUGCUUUGUUACUCGCGGCCGGAAAGGGGCACGACGGAGACGUCCAUCGUGUUUAUGGAAGCGAAUACGUGCUGCUUCAUAUUUCAGCACAGAGGGGAAGCCUUCAUGUUGCAAGAAUACUUCUUGCCAAUGGUGCAAGAGUCAACCAGGCUGACCAAAACGGCAGGACACCUCUCCACUAUGCCCAAUAUUUCCAUCCUAAGGUAACGAGAGAACUGAUCGACAACGGUGCUUAUGUGAACUUAAGAGACAACAUCGGUGGAACGCCGAUCUUAUCUCGUAUUGACUUGGGGAUCAAUGAAACAUGAGACUCUUACUUGAGAACGGUGCUGAAGGCAGUCACACGGCCAAUAAAGGGGAACCUGCAUUCCUU